Onthophagus taurus is the source of this 910-nucleotide messenger RNA. RefSeq lists its product as uncharacterized. The record is from RefSeq and is a predicted model, not a curated record. NCBI's taxonomy places the organism in Eukaryota, Metazoa, Arthropoda, Insecta, Coleoptera, Scarabaeidae.
GUUUUAAAAUUGACAAGAUGAUGUAAUAACGAAAAAAAAAUUGAUUUUUUAUUUAAAAAAAAUUUAAUAUGUCAAAAUCUACAAAAUUGCGAUCCCCUGAUAAGCAUUCCAAUAAAUCGUCAUCCAGCGAAACAAAGAUGAUUCAAAAUCAACGAGUAACGUCAAGAACUUGUCCAAAAACAUGCCCGAGACAUCAACAAUUAAAACGAAAUCUUCCACCACCAAAUCAAACUCGAUUAACUUCACUGGAUGAUGGAAGCGAAUCAUCGGGAAUUUCACCAGAACGCAAUCAACGUCAAAAAUUAUCAAAAAAACAUGGAAAUCGUCUCAACAUUGAUUGUAAAGCCCUGGACAAUGCGAACGAGGGGUACCAACAAAUUAAUUGCAACGACACAAUUUGGACAAUAAAAAUAAUGAAAGAUGCCGCAAAUACCGCAAAAUGUUUAAAUUAUAACCCCGCAAUCGUUCAAACGAGCUUAACAACAAUCAUAAACGCGAAUAAAUUAGAAACUUUAUUACCCAUUAAAGAACGUUAUAAAGAAGAAUUACCCUCAGAAACAGCUUUAUCCUCCUCAAAUCGUCCUCAACGACAAAAAAAAAUUCAAACUGAAGUUCCCACUGAAGGUUUCCUUGUGUGUGUACCAUGUCAAGAAGCUUUGAUGCGCCAAAACCAACCUGCUUUAGCAAUAGACGAAGUCAAAAUGAAAGAAUCGAAAACUACUCAAGAUAAUCAAAGAUGUGAACCUUGUAGUAGAUCUCGAUCGAGAAGUAGAUCGCCGAAAUCUUGUUGUAUGUGCUUCCGGAAACGGAAGAAAAGGUAUCCUCGACAAAAAUCAGUACGUAUUGUAAGACCUGAUUAUCAUACUAAUUGUAGUGAAAAUUAUAUUUGUUGAAUAAACUAAUUAAAUGG